Triticum dicoccoides is the source of this 3166-nucleotide messenger RNA. RefSeq lists its product as uncharacterized. Gene Ontology annotation, molecular function: DNA helicase activity. Gene Ontology annotation, biological process: DNA repair; telomere maintenance. The coding region runs from base 298 to 1887 and encodes 529 amino acids. The transcript has 6 exons. The record is from RefSeq and is a predicted model, not a curated record. Lineage: Eukaryota; Viridiplantae; Streptophyta; Magnoliopsida; Poales; Poaceae.
UCGCAUCUGCACGCCCCCGCUGUCGCUCCGUACUCGCGCCGCCACAACUCGACAGCUCGGCCCUCCACCGCCGGCCGCCGGCCGCCGGCCGCGACAAGAGCUCCCCAGUUUCUCAUCUGUGCCAAUUCGACUCCAAUCGCUCAAACUUGGGCUGCCCAGAAGUUUCCCCUCAGGCGCUUACCAUCCCUGAGUACUGUUCCACGUGCUCACCGCCACCGCUUCCUGGCAUCUCCGCCCAUACGUGCCUCAGGCCAAUCCACCCCGGAAGUUGCUGCCGCUGCAGGUGCUAGCAGCCGGAUGGUAUACCAGUGCAGCCCAACCGAUAUGAGCACAACCUCACGCACCGGCAGCUUCGAUGUGAAGAGGAAGCAAGUGAAAGGAAAUUCAAGUAACCAUACAACAUCCAUUGGAAUGCCAAGACGGGCUCCUUUUCAAGAUAUUACAAAUGUGGUUGACUCACAUAGUUUAUCAAAGAUAAAACAAGCGCAAAAUAUUCUUGGUUCAGCGGAUCAUCCAAUUACUGGGACGAAACGAUCAGUCAAUCCAUCUGGCAUAUCCAUACAGUCAACUACUCCUUCGGCUGGACACAUAACUCUACCAAUAGAUGCUUCCGAGCGUAAGCGUUAUCGUGAUCGGGAAAGAUACUCGCGGAUGACUGCAGAACAGUGUGCUGCCUACCUACAAAGAAACCGUGAGUACAAACGGAGAAGGAAAAAUCCCGUUGAAGUUAGUAAUAAUGUACAAUCUGGGAGUCAAACUUGUAACUGUACCAGUUUAAGCAUGCAAGCAACAACUCUCGCCAGUACAAGAACAGAAGGUACUGGUCAACAUAAGCGUAUAGCAGCAUUCCUGGACAAGGGCAGUGGACAUAAGAGAAGGAGACUGUCUAAUGGGGCAAGUUGUAGUACUACUGGAAAGGAAACACAUGAACAUGUUGUAGCCAAUGAGCAUGAAGACCAUGACAGCACCAUCUAUGUCCCAAAUGGUUGUUUUCCUGCUCUAGAAGAUGAAUUUGGGCAAUCCGAAUAUAUGACCGAGGAUGAUGAUGAAGAUGAUGAGAGUUACAUAUUCACCGGACAUGGAACUGAAUGCAUAUCAUCAUAUCAAGACCCAAACCAUGCAAAUUGUGGAAUACAAGAUGAUCCUUUUGAUCGUAUAUAUCGGAGUGUACCAAGUGGCCAUCAUGUUUUGGAGCCAGUACUUAACUGCACACAUUGCAAUGCAAAACGGUUCCAGUAUGAGAAUCCAACAUUUUGCUGCAUGGGUGGCAAGGUCAAGAUAGUACCUCCAACUGUUCCUGCUGAAAUGCGCCGACUAUACACAAGUCAAGAUCCUGAUGCGAAGUACUUUCAGGAUAAUAUCCGGUACUUCAAUUCUCACUUUGAUCUUGGAGAUAUUGAAGAUUUGUUAUAUUCCAUGGGAAAGGACAUCAAGACCUUUGAUCUUCCAAAUCUGUUGGAUGCUGAUGGCCUAGAUAGCUUAGAGGCUAAAGAACUGACCGAAGAAAUGUCUAUUAAAGUUGCUAAAGAAGACCUGGAGCUGGAGGCAACUCUAAACAAUGAACAACAACUUGCUUUUGAUGAAAUAAUGGAUCACGUGUUGCACACGAAGGGUAAGGUCUUCUUCAUCGAUGGUCCAGGAGGUACAGGAAAGACGUACCUUUAUAAAGCUUUAUUGGCUAAAGUACGAUCCAUGGGGUUAAUAGCCAUUGCAACAGCAACAUCUGGCAUUGCAGCUUCUAUCAUGCCUGGUGGCCGGACUGUGCAUUCGAGAUUUAAAAUACCGAUCAAUGUUCAAGAGGAUAUUGUGUGCAACAUCAAUAAGCAGGGUGGGACAUCUGAAUUACUUCGAAGAGCAUCUUUGAUAAUUUGGGAUGAAGUCGCAUGACAAAACGACAAGCUGUUGAGGCGCUGGAUAGAUCCCUGCAAGAUAUUACAGGUAAUAGAUCACAGUUUGGAGGAAAAGUAAUUGUGUUCGGAGGAGAUUUCUGUCAAGUCCUUCCAGUAGUUAGACGUGGCACUAGAGCCCAAAUUGUUAAUGCCACUCUUAAAAAAUCUUAUCUAUGGAAGGAUAUAAGACAAAUUAAACUCUGGCGCAAUAUGAGAGCACAAAAAGAUCCAUGGUUCUCUGAUUUUCUCUUGAGAAUUGGCAACGGUGUUGAAGAAUCAAUUGGUGAAGACUAUGUGCAUUUACCUGAAGAGAUGGUUAUAGGUUCCACAAAUUUAGGUGCCUCGGUUAGUAAGUUGAUAAACGAAGUAUUUCCUUCACUUGACAAGAAUGGAAGAUUGCCGUCUUAUAUAAGUGCUCGUGCCAUUCUUUCCACAAAAAAUGAAUACGUGGAUGAAUUAAAUGUGAAGCUUAUAGACCUAUUUCCUGGAGAAGAGAAGGUCUACUAUAGUUUCGAUUCAGCAGUGGAUGAUACUCACAAUCACUACCCACCCGAAUUUCUAAAUUCUCUCACACCUAAUGGCCUACCUCCACAUGUUCUCAGGUUGAAAAUAAAUUGCCCUGUGAUCUUGCUUCGGAAUUUAGAUCCUCAUAAUGGAUUAUGCAAUGGCACAAGGCUUAUUAUUAAAGCAUUUCAAGAUAAUGUUAUUGACGCUGAAAUUAUCGGAGGACAUCAUGCUGGAAAGCGAGUAUUCCUUCCAAGAAUUCCUUUGUACCCUUCUGAAGAUGAUGUGCUUCCCUUGAAGUUCAAGAGAAAGCAAUUUCCAAUUCGUCUUAGCUUUGCAAUGACAAUCAAUAAAGCUCAAGGCCAAACCAUUCCACAUGUUGGUAUCUACCUUCCAGAACCUGUUUUCUCUCACGGUCAACUAUAUGUUGCAUUGUCUCGAGGAAUAUCAAGGCAAACAACAAGAAUACUUGCCAAGCCAAAUAAGGAUAUUGACCCAUCGGGAAAAAGUACCAAAAAUAUUGUCUAUAAGGAGGUUUUGGCAUGAUUAGUGUACAGAAUGCAGCACUGCCUUUGUUUCAUAUAUGUGAGCAUGCUUUGCUUUGUCUUAUAAUAUUGGUAUGUUGAUAACUGUUGCGAUCUUUUUAUAUAAGUAUAAGCAUAUAUUAGAAUCAUGAAUAGCAAUAGGCUUUAUAUUCUAAUCUGUUCUACAAAUACAUGAACACGUACUGUUUUCUCUUCGGAGAAAGUAUGGAUGGAGUGUUGCGCUACUAU